CGCGUGGAGGAGAGGAAAUGACAUUAUUCGCCGGGGACAUAUGCCCUGAAGCCGCCCCGAAGUCCGCUGACCGGCCAGCCAAGUUCCCCGAAACUCCACUGCCAUGCCACUAGAAACUGCCCCUCAAGACCCUACGCUCGGCAAACUCGUGUGGCUUGUUUCUUCUGCGUCAGCCUUAAUUGCUUCCAUCCACUUCUUCCGCCACUCUACCACUCACAACCUCACAACAUACACAUCGUACUCUUCAUCCCCCUGGUUCUGUACCUGCAUCACACUUGAUCACAAAAUAACAGCCAUCGUUUACUCGUAUAGGCAUAGUCGACUUCGUCAGCCACCGAAGCCACAAAUCAGCAGCGGUUCGCGGGAACAAUAAAUGACCCUUUCGGGAUAUCCAAACUAUAUUCCUGCAUCAGAAUCUUAUCAUUCUAAGCAAUUCAUCGCCCUAUGGCCACAAAAAUAUUGCCGUCCAUAGUCAACUCCUCCCAUCGUCGGCCUUUAUCCGGACGCGGGUAUGCUAUCACGUAACCAUGAUGAUGGGGUGCCCCCAAGAUGCCGAGAGCUUUCUCGAAUCCCAGUUAUGGGGGCUUUAAGCUCAACCUUAAUUCCUCUUGGUUGGUGUCAGUAUAUUGGCGUUUUCAGCUUCAAAAUUUCUGGCGAGAAUUCUGUCAAGAGUACAUGAUCUAAACUCUUCCUUCUGUUUGCAUAUAGAUAGUAGAUGGUGACCGACGGCAGGGCUGAGAUUUGGUUUCAGUGUGGAAAUAUCCUGCCCCUAUUCAGUCGUUGAUUAGUGGCAGUAGCUGGUACUAGUCCCUUCCAGCACACCGGAGAGUAUCUAGAAAUCUUACUCUUGGGAGUGUCACAUCGCGGCCGACAAUUGCAACUGGUGGACCUUUUCCCUCACUUGGAUCCCACCCACUCGGUCACAAGCCAACCUUUAGAAGAUAAACCAGAUGGCGCACCCUGACAGUCAAGAGGCUGCACUUCGAGCGCCCCAGGUAUGCUCUCACUGUAAGAGUAUCAAGAAGGGAUGCGACAAGAGACUGCCAAGGUGCAGCCAAUGCCUCAAGCGUCGAGCCGUCUGUAGAUAUGCAGACGCAGAAGAACCACGACGAUCUGAAAGUGAAGCCACUGCCUUGAGAACCGCAUCUCCACUUGGAAUCAACCAACGACUUACUUCGACAUGGACUUCCAUACCUCGAUCUCUUCGAUCGAGAUUGUGUCCUUGUCUCCGACUAUCUCUGCUGCUGAUAAAUUCUCUAUCGGACGUCUUGCCCCCGAGUACUCUCGAUCCCAGGGCCACUCCAGAGUUCACAACGACCGACAGCGUGAUUGCUUCACAAGUCUCUCAGCUUAUCCGUGUAGAGGGAAAGCAUUUGGAAGAAAUACUGCUCAACUACUUCGAAAGUAUACACCUCUGGCUACCAAUCAUAUCAAGAAAACGAUUUCAUGAUCGAUUCACGGAUUUCCAAACAUCACCAUCAGCAGACUUGGCUAUCCUCUUGCUCGCCAUGCGCUUGAUCACCCAACAUCCAUCAACGGACGCAGAGCUAGACCAAGAUCGUGAGGUGCUAUACCUUGUAACCAAGACGCUCUUCGCACAAGUCCAAGCAUUCAUGCCCUCUUCUCUUUAUCUUGUCCAAACAGGUGUCAUACUGUCCCACUAUGAACACGCCCACGGAAUGAUCGAGGCUGCGUAUAUCACCAUUGGUACGACAGCGCGCAUUGCUUAUGCAGUGGGCCUGCAUAACAAAGCUUGUUCGGCGGAAUUGGAAGGUAGUGAUGCGUGGCUCGACGAUGAAGAGGCGCUCAGUACUUGGUGGGGCCUCGUAAUUUGUGACAGAACGAUCUCUUGCGAUCCCAAGAUGAUCGGGCGCCCACUGGCCACAAGUCCUAUUCGAGAGAAUGAUUACCUCCCUUUGGAGCCAGAGGAAUUGGACAGACGAAGUACUUUCUCCCAGCCGACGUUUCGAUACUUUGUAUCUGCAACGCACCUCCCUAGUGUUGGGUCGUUCGGCCGAGAGGCUCAAGCAACAUAUCUGUAUGACAAGGUUAGGUUUUCUAUCGAAACUGGCGAGUCGGUUGUCGCAAAAUUAUAUCAUUUGGGAAGAGAACUCCAAGGACUUCUCGCAGUUGUCAUGGAACAGCUCGAUGGGAGGUCGGGUAUAUACAGUGGUGCAACUCAGAUGCUUAUCACGGGAUUGUACAUGCUCCAUCAGACAGCCCACGGGCAAAUGCCAGACUCCAACACUCCCGCGAACUACAAACACACCAUCGAGGCAGCACUAAGUACCUUAACGAGAAUGGUCAUCGAUAUCUCAUACGCUUUCAACCGAGAAUCUCAAUCCUUCAAUGUUGAUCUCCUGGCACCAGGUGUUGCGCACAUUGUCAGGUGUGCUCAACACCACAUUUUAACUGCCAAGGAUUUCCAUAAUCAGAGAUGGUUGGAGGAUUUCGAACAACUGAGACGAAUGCUGAGCUAUUUUAACCAGAGAUGGGCUGUGGCUGGCAUGGAGCUUCAGAGGCUGAACCAGACAGUGGAAAUAUCGAUGUUGACACGUAUAUGACAGAAUGAGAAAUGUUACAAGGCUUUGUAGCACAACAAUCUUUCUAGAUCCAUGGCAAGAAGAAUGGACCAGAGGAAAUCGCGAUACAAAGUAGUUCCGUCACAGGAACUUCCUCACUACAGCGAAAUACUGGGCCAAGCCACGAGGAGGAUGGAGUGAAACUCAAAGGACAGUCUUUCGCUAUGCCCACGACCAAGAGAGAUAAGGAUACGAGUGCCGAAGUAGAGGAAGGCAUUCUCAUUAAGAUGGAGAAUUGGGCAGUGUAACCUGUUUCGAAAUGACAUGUUGGACCCCAAGUCGAUACAGAACAGACCAACCAUAGAGUGCGCCGCCGUAGAAAAUAGUUCUCCGGAAGAUUAUACACUUAAUAGAAUCAAAGAUAUGGAAAGGA
Molecule: messenger RNA, 2955 nt
Organism: Cadophora gregata
Lineage: Eukaryota; Fungi; Ascomycota; Leotiomycetes; Helotiales; Ploettnerulaceae
Exons: 5
Coding region: 951-2564 (537 amino acids)
Biological process (GO): regulation of DNA-templated transcription; DNA-templated transcription
Cellular component (GO): nucleus
Molecular function (GO): zinc ion binding; DNA binding; DNA-binding transcription factor activity, RNA polymerase II-specific
Source: RefSeq, a predicted model, not a curated record